Messenger RNA from Hyaena hyaena (striped hyena), 1395 nucleotides. It is a transcript of the gene PPIL6, whose product is annotated as peptidylprolyl isomerase like 6. The record is from RefSeq and is a predicted model, not a curated record. Bases 21 to 956 code for a protein of 311 amino acids. NCBI's taxonomy places the organism in Eukaryota, Metazoa, Chordata, Mammalia, Carnivora, Hyaenidae. Gene Ontology annotation, biological process: protein peptidyl-prolyl isomerization. The transcript is spliced from 8 exons. Gene Ontology annotation, molecular function: peptidyl-prolyl cis-trans isomerase activity.
AGCAGUCCCCCAGCGCCGCCAUGGCUAGCCCGCAGCAGUGCCGGCCAAGCCCGGCCCGGUACUGCUCGAAGUCACCGCCCGAGCAGCCGCUGCAGGUGAAGGUGGUGGGGGUCUUCAAAAGCUCCAGCUUUCACAUCGCGAAGAGCGCUGCCGAGAGUCUGAAGAGUAAUUAUCCAUCCAAAUUUGAAGAUCCUAUAAUAGUUCCUCUUCAAGAAUUUGCAUGGGACCAAUAUCUGCAGGAGAAAAAACGGGAACUCAAGAAUGAGAUCUGGGAAUAUUCUUCCUAUGUGAUGUGUUUUGUUAACGAUCAGUUCCUGGGUGAUGCAUUCGAUCUUCAGAAAUGGGCUCACAAGAUGUGGGAUGUAGUUGAUUUUAAGCCCCCUGCACUUUAUGAGGCACUUACUGUGGAUUAUUCUGCUAAAUUCUUAAGAGAUACCAAGCAUGGUUUUGUGUUCUUGGACAUUUCUAUUGAUUUGCAGCCAAUUGGAAGGUUGAUUUUUGAGCUAUACUAUGAUGCAUGUCCCAAAACAUGUAGAAACUUUCAGGUCUUAUGCACAGGAAAAGCAGGGUAUUCUCAACGUGGCAUCAGGCUACAUUACAUGGGUUCAAUUUUUCAUCGAAUAGUACAGAAUGGUUGGAUACAAGGAGGAGAUAUAGUAGCUGGAAAAGGAGAUGAUGGUGAAUCGAUUUAUGGACCAACAUUUGAAGAUGAAAACUUUUCAGUUCCUCACGAUAAAAGGGGAGUUCUUGGAAUGGUCAACAAAGGCCGUCACAGCAACGGGUCACAAUUCUACAUCACAUUACAACCAACACCCUAUCUAGAUAGAAAAUAUGUAGCUUUUGGGCAACUGAUUGAAGGAACACAAGUUCUCAAAAAUCUAGAAUUGGUUCCAACAGAGAAUGAAAGACCAAAACAACAUUGUAUGAUUACUGACAGUGGAGAUCUUUAUGCCUGAUUUUCAUCCAGUAUUUUCUGACAAGUUAUUAUUAUACGUCUGAUCAGCAGUUUCUGUAUUUAAACAGUGCCUGAUAAAAUUUAAUUUGAAAGCUGUGCAGACCACUGCAGGUUGGCCCACCCAACACCUAACCCCUCCCCAUUUUCCCUUCUUGCCUCUGCCAUAGAGACUAUAAAAGCAAAACACUUCAUUUCCCAGCCUCUUUUGCAGCCAGUCAUGGCCAUGGGAUACCAUCUGACCCGUGAGACAAGAGUAGAAUGCCAGUGGUCCUGCCCUUUCCCCUUCAUCCAGUCUUGAAUGCAGAUAGGCUGGAGCUGUGAAGGAAAGGCCAAGAAAACUAGAGAUGUCAGUCUCAACUCUUGAGCUGCAGAAACCAAUUCCAGCAAGUACCUAUCUCUGGACUUUUUCCUGUGAGACAAAUAGACUCCCUGCGUGCUUA